UCCGGGAAACUUUGGCCGCCGCUUGGAAAGCAUGCAGCGGCACUCCUUUCCCGGAAAAUUGCGUUAAAAGAGGGGUGGGAGCCGCAGGAAGUCCCACCCCUGCCCCUAGACGAAUCCCCUCCGAAAAGCUUGGCGCAUUUGCGCGGAGGUUUGCUCCGGAUCCGAGGGCGCCUUCGGGAAAGGACUGGAGAUGCGCGUCUGAAGGAGACUCCGCCCAAGAGGAGCGCAGGCUGGCGACCUUCCCCUUUGCGCCUUUGCGCGGCUGCACUUUCGCUUCCAAGGCUAUUCCCUCCCCGCGCGGCGCGUCAUCCCCGACGAGGAGCCCGUGGGACGGCGCGGGGCGAGCACCUGGAGGCUGCCGGGCCCCUCCUCCCCUGGCCGGGGAAGGGCGUCCCUCCGGCGUGCUGGCUGGCUGGAGCGCCACAAAGCGGGGAGCUCGCCAGCCGGCUGGUGGAGAGAGCGAGCGCGGAUUCUUGCUUGGCGCGCCUGGAGACCCGGGACUCGAGCAUGGCUUUUGGCAAGAGUCAGAAGGAUCCCUUUGGCACAGCCGUGGGGCAUCUGAUCGAAAAGGCUACUUUUGGAGCACUGCAGACAGAAGAGUGGGGUCAGUUCAUGCACAUCUGUGAUAUUAUCAACACAACUGAGGAAGGACCCAAGAAUGCGAUCAGAGCACUAAGGAAAAAGCUUUCCAAAAACUGCAACCAUGUUGAGAUUCGUCUGACGCUCUCUCUCCUUGACAUGUGCAUGCAGAACUGUGGCCCGAGCUUCCAGGCUCUGGUUGUGAGAAGGGAUUUCUGCAAAGACAGACUCGUGAAGCUGCUGAACCCAAGGUUCAACCUCCCUGUUGAUAUGCAGGAGAAAAUCCUGACCUUUAUCAUGACUUGGGCCCGAGGAUUUCAAGGAGUUGUGGAUGUCAGUGAUGUCAAGGAGGUGUACUUGGAGCUGCUUAAGAAAGGAGUUGAGUUUCCAUCCUUGGGAAGCAACAAUGGGACCAAGAAGCCUUUGCCUCCGUUCUCCACAAAAGCAUCAUACGGUAGUCCCAGGAGGGGCAUUUUAGGAUCCCUCCCCCCAUCUACAGUCAUAACACUGAUUCCUGAACAGAUUGGAAAGCUGUACAGUGAGCUGGAUAUGGUAAAGAUGAACGUGAGGGUCAUGUCAGCCAUCCUGAAGGAAAACGUACCUGGAUCAGAAAAUCCAGAUGAUAUGGAGCUUCUCCAGAAGCUCUAUAAGACGUGUCGGGUGAUGCAAGAGAGAAUUAUGGAGCUGUUAGCGACUGUGCAGAAUGAAGACGUGAUCACAGAACUGAUACAAGUGAAUGAAAAUCUGAAUAAUGUCCUACUGGGACAUGAAAGGUUCUCUCGAAACAGAGUACGCUUCUUGGAGAAUCAAAGGAUUCAGAACGAAAGUGCAGGGGUCAAUGGCAACCAGCCAUCUGCUCCUUCGUGUGAUUUGCUUGACCUGGCUUCAAGCUUUUCCACUACUGUGCCAAAGCCUGGGGAAGUUGGCCCUGCACCUCCUCAGUUUUCAGAAUUGAAUUGCCAGCCACAAAGCGUUGCUGUUCCAAGUCCCUAUCCCACUCAGCCACCACUUUACCCUCAAUUGAAUUCACUCGCAACUACAAAUGCUGCACACACUCCGUUCACAUCAGAAGCACAAAGUACAUGCCAAAGCUUUCCAGGUAGCUCCACAUACAUCAAUGUGAACACCUAUUUAAAUCCAGUACCUGUGCAUCCCGUAAGCCUUCAGAGUAAUGGCUCGAGAGAGGUGCCCCCAGCAGACGUAUCAAAAAGCAGUCCGCCUCCUCCCAAUUAUUACGAGCUAAUGGAAUUCGACCCCUUGGCUCCCAGUGACAAAACAGAACCUGUAUAUGAAGAAAUUGAUGCACACCUAUUCAAAGCAAGUGUUAGAAACAACACCAGUUGUUAAAAGCAGAGGUCCAAGAGAACCAGUACUUUACCAGUACUAGAGACUAUUUUGAUCACUCAAAACCUGUCAGUUCUGUGACAAAGAAUAGGAGGACAAUUUUUGGAAGAUGAUUUGGAUACGUCACACCGUUCAUAUGAAGAGAUUCAAAACCUAUCCUCCCUUAAGUGCAUUACAUUAAGUUCAGUUGAUCGCUAAGAAUGCAAGGUUCUACUUGUGCGUAUACUUUGGACCAAAGUCUACAAAUUCUAUACAGCAUGAACCCC
Molecule: messenger RNA, 2189 nt
Organism: Podarcis raffonei (Aeolian wall lizard)
Lineage: Eukaryota; Metazoa; Chordata; Lepidosauria; Squamata; Lacertidae
Gene: TOM1L1
Product: target of myb1 like 1 membrane trafficking protein
Exons: 15
Coding region: 508-1926 (472 amino acids)
Biological process (GO): signal transduction
Cellular component (GO): endosome; membrane
Molecular function (GO): clathrin binding; ubiquitin binding; phosphatidylinositol binding
Source: RefSeq, a predicted model, not a curated record